UCCGUAUCCAAUCAAUUCCUUUGAUUCUUUCCCCCAAAUUUCUUCCAUCUCAAUUCUCUCUCCCAUCCAUGGCGACCACCACCGCCUCCGCCCUCCUCCUCUUCUCCAUCCUCAUCGCUGUCUGCGCAAUCUCCGCCACCGCAAGACCUUGCAAAACCAUCUUCUUCAUCACUUCAUCCUCCUCCUCUCACUACCCCACCGAUGAUCAACUUCUCCCAAAACCUAAUUUCCAUCUUCUUCGGAACCCCAACAAUUCCCCACGUCUUACCUUCUUCGUAACCGAAAUUCGUCAAUUCCAUCGUACCAGAUCCCUCCCCCGCCCUAUCUUCUUUGAUCGCACCAUCGAAUCAUCAUCAUCUAAUGAUGUCGUCUCGUCAGAACCCUAUUAUUCCGCUGCUUCCUCUGUUAAGACAUCGAUUCGUGAACGUACCAUGGAUAUCAUGAGUAUUGUUGGCGCCUUACUCUUUGGCGUUGGAUGUGGGGCACUCACCGCCGCUACCAUGUACUUAAUCUGGUCCCUGUUCGCUCCUAGGCGCUUCGAUUUUGGCGCGGAUUCCGAUGAGGAGAGCGAUGACGAAGAGAAUGACGUUAGAUCCAUCAACAAGGGUUACGUCGCUGUCCCUGCCGCUGCUAAACCUGUGCCUCCUACUGCCGAUGAAGUUGCUGCAAUGAAAUGAAUGAAGCAAAAAUUUGGGGGUGUCUGCUUUUAGUAAGUCUUUUUCGAUUUUCAAACAUGGUGUUUUUCUUGUCUAUUCUCCCUGCUGUUUACUACUUACUAAUAUCGUAAUGUUGAAUUUCUGGUGUUAUGAUAAUUCUGGAAUUCCAUAGUUCUUUUGUAUUGCGUGUGAAUUUGGGAUUGCUGUGUUCUGUAAACGUUUUAUGGGUAUUGGCUUACGUUUCCUCCUUCUGUUACAUGUUAUGAUGGUACCAGCAAAGAAUUUGAUGUUUCU
Molecule: messenger RNA, 950 nt
Organism: Cynara cardunculus var. scolymus (artichoke)
Lineage: Eukaryota; Viridiplantae; Streptophyta; Magnoliopsida; Asterales; Asteraceae
Exons: 1
Coding region: 69-677 (202 amino acids)
Source: RefSeq, a predicted model, not a curated record